This is a messenger RNA of Paralichthys olivaceus (Japanese flounder), 1573 nucleotides long. The record is from RefSeq and is a predicted model, not a curated record. Lineage: Eukaryota; Metazoa; Chordata; Actinopteri; Pleuronectiformes; Paralichthyidae.
CGAAGCAGUUGCUCAAAAGGAGAAAAAAAACCUGCCUCUUCUGAUCAGACAAAUAAAACAGCAGAGGAGUUUAGGCACAACUUUCACCACGACGAGGAUUCAGCUCCAGAACUUAAUUUGGUUGAGAAGGUGGUUUUCACAUGCAGACUGGAAUGCUAAACUUAUCUUUCUCAUUGAUAUGCCUGUGGCUUGUGAUUUCAGGAGCUCUGGUGGAAGCAACGGACAACAUGGAGGAACACAUCCAUCACUCCCACUCCCUGUGUGCUGGUGAGCAGGACUAUGUUGACAGGAGGAAAAGGGUAGUUCUGGAGUCACUCAACAAACUGGGAAUCAACUGUUCUACAGAUUGGGUUCCCCACAUCGCUCUGCUGCCAUCAGGUGGGGGUCAGAGGGCAGCUGUGGGUCUGGUGGGGUCCCUCUAUCAGAUGGYAAAGGAUGGUCUGCUGGACUCUCUGCUUUACCUUGGAGGAGUCUCUGGGUCAACUUGGAAAACAAGUAGUCACAUGGACGGGCAUAUAGACAGUGCUGCUGAGGAGUUCUUUCGUAUAUACAACACCCUUGACAAACUGGUGGACCUGAUCAGAAGUUCCACAAGGGAUCCGACUGCUCUUUCUGAACUGAACAUGCUGCAGAAAAUACUAGAAGACAAGGUUAAUGUUAAUCGUUCUACGCUGCUGGGGUCAAAGAAUAUGGAGGAAAGAAAAAGUAUUUUUCAGCAGUGGAGAGUGGAGCUGCUGGAGGAAGUAGACACCUGGAGCCAGAGUCUGGAGGAUGGAGCUUUCAAAACUCAUGUCUCUGAACUCAUUGUGAAAGUCAUUCAACUGAUUAAGAAGUGGGAGUGGGGAACAACCAGAAACUACCUCUACCAACACAAAGAUGUUCCACCUUGCCUUGGCACCAAAGAACAAUUCCACCUGGUUGAUGCAGGGCUGCUGAUCAAUGUUGCCUACCCUCCUUUUCUGGGAGAGAAGAGAGACAUUGACCUCAUUAUUGUACUGGAGAACAGCGCUGGAACAAUGUUUGAGACUCUGACUCUGGCCAGAGAAUAUGCUGCGGAGUUAAAGAAGCCUUUCCCUGAGAUAGACGAUAAGGUCCUGGAGGAGAGAGAGUGGCCAAAGGACUGCUACGUGUUUGAGGGAAAAGAGAAGGAGCCUACAAUCGUCUACAUGCCGCUCUUCAAUAGACGGAACUGCCACGAUGCAGAGGAGAUCAAUGCGAAGAUGGAGGAGUACACCACCUUCCAGCGUCCUUUCAAUGAUACCAAGAUCAAGUUUGUGUUGGAGACAGCUGAAGCUAACAUGAAGAACAACAAGGAAACUCUGCUGAGGGAGAUAAACAAGGCCGUCCUCCGCCGAGAGAACAAGAAAUGAGGAAGUCUGUGCUGCACCAGCCCUGAGUCUUAUCAUCGUGGUGUGCUCUGAACUAACCUGUGUGGUUUCACAAUGAUUGUGAAUCAGUCUCUGACUUCAUCUACAUAAAGAGUCGGAGGAGAAGAAGCACAAACAGAGCAUGCAUGUAAUGAUGUCUGCUAAGAUGGCUGACACUCUAAAUAAAUGUCGGUUACAUAAUGUGA